Messenger RNA from Thermothelomyces thermophilus ATCC 42464, 3302 nucleotides. RefSeq lists its product as uncharacterized. The record is from RefSeq and is a predicted model, not a curated record. The transcript has a single exon. The coding region runs from base 257 to 3148 and encodes 963 amino acids. NCBI's taxonomy places the organism in Eukaryota, Fungi, Ascomycota, Sordariomycetes, Sordariales, Chaetomiaceae.
CCAUAGCCAAUGAGAACGCACAGAUCUCGAAGCGGAAUUGGGUCAAACACAUUUACUCGUACACAUUCAAAGCACGCGAUCUGAAUUAGGGACUCGCGGCCAUUGAAUGUAGUGUAGCAUUUCCUUUGCUUCCUUCUUUCCUUUUGCUUUUUUUGGGGGGUUCUCUUGGUUUGGUGUCUUGUGUGUGUUUUUCUGCUUCUUGUUUGCCGUAUCGUCCAACAUUGAUCCUGCCUCAGCUGCGAGAGCAGAGGCGCUCAUGGAGGACCAACAGUCGAUUUACCCAGCAUCGCCAAAGCAUCGAAAUACGACAAAGCAGAACACUAGCACCAUCGCUUCAGAGCAUACACAACCAUGGACGGCUACGAGGUGUCACCGGCUCCUCCGGCCAUUGCUGACCCACAUCGCCGCCCUCAGGAAGGUCAAGGAGCGGAGGGACCUGGUCUGCAAUUCAGCAGGCUCGGGCCAGAACGUCAAACCCCAGAGGCCCGUGUUGGGCAAGCGAAGCUAUCCCGGUUCCGACUCAGACUACAGCGAUAAGAAGAAGAAGACAUGUCGCAAGUAUUCCAGGAGGGCAACUCGCCGGACUGCCACGAGCAACCAGUCAUGUACCCCACAGCGGAACGUGCAGAGGCAGCGUCGCCAACCCAGCAACAAGGGCUCGCACGAUGUGAUCUUGCCUACCCCUUUUCUUCGUCGGGUCCGGAACCACCAGCUCUCUUCCCCAAUCCGCGCCCCGUAUGACGCUCUCGAGGGGGAAGAGCCGGCUCUGGCCAGCAGCCGAUGCACUCACCCGGGGAGUGGCUGCAAGACGAAAUGCGCCUUUGAGAUGUCGCUGGCUGCUCUCCGGUCCACCAUAGAUGCCGAGAGACACAGUCUCUUUGAGUCCAUCUUCAAGGCUUUCGAUGCUCUGCUACGGGUCACGUCGCCUCGGAAGAACCAGGCAGCCCAUCCCAAGUCCUUAAUGGCUAUGUGUCUUCGAAAGGUGCCUGCAUACAUAGCGGGGCUCGAAGAAUGGGAGAGGCAGGAGUCCGAAGAGAAUGGCACAAGGUUGGCGGUCCAGGGUGCGGGUGUGUCGUUCGAGAUAUACUCGGAGCUGGAAUCCCUCGGCGCCGUCGACGGGUGGAGCAGUCUUUGCCUCCUCGUGCGGGCGCAUGCGGUCCAGAUCAUCCAAGACGCCGCAGGGGAAGGGCUGCUAGAGGAUUCAGUGACCGGUUUGCUUAUACGGGUGUGCCUUGAAUACAUGCCGCCGACGGAAUUUGACGGACUCAUCAGGGCCUUCGUUGUCCGCCCAUAUCCCAAGCCUUCCACGCCCGAUGACGACCUCUUCACCUCCCCGGCCCACCAGCCGCUCAGAGUACUCGAGAGCUGCGACCCUUCUGGAACCUCGAUCUUGCCAAGAGUUUUGGCUGAGCUCCUUGCCGGUGGCUUGCUACCAGCCGACUGGAUCCUGAACAGGAGCUUCAUCGCACUGUGGCCUUCGGCGGUGCGUCAUGUCACGCAUAUGAAGCCUUGCCAGGACAUCCUCGACUUCGCCAUCACCACCCUCGAACUCCUCUGUGAACUAGCUGCGCCCAGAAGGCCGCGCGGCGUGCCGCAGACACGUCUCCGGGGGAAGCCGCAAACCACACUCAUCAGCGCGCUCGCAGCCCUCGGAUCUGUGGUUCUUCUCAGCGAGGAAGGGCUCAAUCAAACUUUUGGCGCCUCCUCCGACUUGCCGGUAACCUGCAUCGCCACCCUCCGUCGCCGAAUGAGCUACAUUACGACCGCAUGUUCGGCCCGCCUCAAACCGCGCAAGACCCCGACCCGCAAACUUGGCACCUACCUCCUCGCCCUAUGCUGCUUGCUCUCUCUUCCAGAACCAACAUCCUCCUGCCCGGCAGCAGAGGGGUCCCUAGAAAUAUCCACAGCGGUGGUCGCCACGGCCUGGAAAGAUAGCCAAACCUGCCAUCGCAACGGUGGAAACAACAAGAGCAAGAACAACGCAGCCCUGAUGCUCCAGUACGAUGCGACCAUUGCCCUCAUAAGCGCCAUGGCCCACCACUGCGGCCGCGGCAGCGCCGGCCUGUCGUCAUCGCCGCACGCGUAUCUGGACCGCUUUUGUGGCCGGCUCUCGGCCCUGCUGUCGCAGCAACAGCAGCAACAGCAGCACCAGGCAUCGGCUACGGCAGCUAAGGCGGCGGUGAGCGGAAUGCGCGUGGACGGGGCGUUCCGGCUUGCGGAACUCACGGGGGAUCUGAGGGAUCUGGAGGUUGCGGAGGGGCUGCUGAGGGAGAGGCAGCAGGAGCAGGAAGAGGAGCAGCAGGGCACAAUAACGGAUGCAUGCGCUACUCCGGGAAGGAGGGGAGCUACUACAGGGAAGGGGAAAGGGGGGAAGGUGGCAUCGUUCCUGGGGGUACGUUGGGACGAGGGAAUCAGUGAGUGGGUUGCUGCUACGCCGGGAACGGAACCUCGCCGUCAGGUUCUUCGGGGGAAGAGUGGCAGGCGGUUGCGGUCUCAGGGCUUAUCAGUGGGUGGGGAUAGUGAGGACGAGGAAGAUGCAACGACAGAUCAUGAUGGUUCGGAAGCAGACGCCGAAACAGAGGGGAUCGAUGACGACGAUUACCCCGAACCGCCGCCGCCGCUUUCAACAGGUGGUGAUGGCGAUAAUGAUGACGAGAAAAACGACGACGAGAGCGGCGACGAGUCCGAAUCUGGCUCGGAGACAGCGGACGAGGACGACGCGCUGUCGCCAAACACUGAGGCGUCACCUUCCGCGUCCGUUUCGGAGCCGAAAGAGCCACGCCCACUCUCGGACGAGACCAGCGCAUCUACGGACCCCCACCCCGCAGGGGGCUCCCUCCUCGCCGUCCGCCCACGCCGGCUGCCGCGGCCCAUCACCCGCGGGGGCGACGAGCUGGGGUUCGACACCAGCACCACCCGCAGAGAGGAGGCGCAGAACUGGCUCCGCAGCAAGAAGCCGGCGCGGUUUCGGCCCUCGCCGGUCAGCGACGCCGCCACGAAGAAGAGAGCGGCCAGGGCAUCGAUGGUGUACCUCCAGCCAUCUCGUCUCGCGCCGACGGGGACUGCUAAGAGGAGGCGGACGUUGAGCGGGGCCUUUGUUGGAUACGACGCCGCAGGGGACAGUGAUGACGAGUUGAGUCUUCUCUAGGAAUAAGUUACAGGCCCUAUAGUGUCUACCUUUUGGCAGAGGCAGGCGGCUUCUAUUGGUAUUCACUACGGAACAUGUGUUGAGCUAUUGUCACGGGCGGUUUCACUUGUGGGAUGAUACCAUGUAAUUAGGGAUUGGACGAGGGGUUUGUUGG